Molecule: messenger RNA, 1333 nt
Organism: Panicum hallii
Lineage: Eukaryota; Viridiplantae; Streptophyta; Magnoliopsida; Poales; Poaceae
Product: IAA-amino acid hydrolase ILR1-like 9
Exons: 5
Coding region: 1-1296 (431 amino acids)
Biological process (GO): auxin metabolic process
Cellular component (GO): endoplasmic reticulum
Molecular function (GO): IAA-Ala conjugate hydrolase activity
Source: RefSeq, a predicted model, not a curated record
AUGGCCGCCGCCUCUUGCCUCCUCCUCAUCCUCUUACCCGUACUACUCUGCUUCCGCCUCUCCCUCGCCUCGCCGGCGGCGCCCCUCGCGGCUGAGCUCCUCGGAGAAGCGCGCGCGCCGGGGUUCGCCGCGUGGCUGCGCGGCGUGCGCCGGCGCAUCCACCAGCGGCCCGAGCUGGCCUUCCAGGAGCACCGCACCAGCGAGCUCGUGCGCGCCGAGCUCUACGCGAUCGGCGUCCCGUACAGGUGGCCCGUGGCCACCACCGGCGUCGUGGCGACCAUCGUCGGGGGCGCCGGCGGCGCCGGGCCCGUCGUCGCGCUCCGGGCCGACAUGGACGCGCUCCCCCUGCAGGAAUUGGUGGAUUGGGAAUACAAGAGCCAGGAAAGUGGGAAAAUGCAUGCUUGUGGACAUGAUGCACACACAGCAAUGCUUCUGGGGGCUGCUAAGAUACUUCAAGAUCACAAGAGUGAUUUGAAGGGCACUGUAAAGCUUGUUUUCCAGCCAGCAGAGGAGGGUCAGGGUGGUGCAUAUUAUGUCCUGCAAGAAGGUCUUCUUGAUGACGUGUCAGCCAUCUUUGGCUUGCAUGUUGACCCAGUCCUUCCAGUAGGCGUCGUUGCAUCAAGGCCAGGACCCUUUGCUGCAACAGCAUGUCGAUUCCAAGCAACUGUUACUGGUAAAGGUGGGCAUGCUGCACUACCCCACCAAGCCUUUGAUCCAACUGUAGCUGCAUCCACUGCCAUCCUCAGCCUUCAACAAAUUGUCUCCCGGGAAAUAGAUCCUCUCCAAGGCGCGGUUGUAUCGGUCACUUUCGUGAAAGGAGGAGAUGCUUAUAAUGUUAUUCCGGAGUCAGUGACCUUUGGUGGCACCUUGAGGAGCAUGACAAAUGAAGGUUUAUCAUAUCUCAUGAAGCGAGUUAUAGAGAUUGUAGAAGGACAGUCAGCGUUGCAUCGCUGCACCGCGACUGUGGACUUCAUGGAGGAGAAAAUGAGAACAUAUCCGGCUGUGAUCAACGAUGAAGGGAUAUACGCCCAUGCCAAGGCAGUGGCUCAGAGCUUGCUCGGGGAAGAGAACGUCAAGGUCGCGCCACAGCUGAUGGGAGCGGAGGAUUUUGGGUUCUACGCGCAGAGAAUGGCUGGCGCCUUCUUCACCAUUGGAGUCGGCAACAAGAGCACCAUGGUGACCGUCCAUUCCACCCACUCCCCCCACUUUGUGAUUGAUGAGGACGUGCUUCCCAUAGGAGCUUCGUUCCAUGCUGCCGUGGCAAUUGAAUACUUGAAGAAACAUGCAUCGGCCUGAAAAAAAUGAAUGCGAAAAACAGGCUUGUUUGGAUACU